GGUGCGCCAAAAUAUCGAUAUGGCAAUUUAUCGCGAUAUUUUCUCCCGCGAUCGAUUCUCGAUGCGCUCUUGCCAAGUAUCGAUCUUAAAAGCCGUUAUAAAACGCUCUAUUAGUAUUCAUUAUGCCUUGACCCUUCUCCAGAAGUAGAUAGGGGGCGCGCGAUGCGAGUUUGGCUGUUGUGUUGUGAGCGUAAAAGAAGACGUACACACACUUGAAAUGGCGGAGUCAAGCGAGAAAAUUAGAAGUGAGAGCAAGAAGUUAAAGGACGCUCCAGCAACAUUUAAAUCCAAAGUGUGGACUUACUUUGGAUUUUAUAACAGUGCUGACGGGGCAAAGCUAGAAAAGGACUACACAAUAUGCAAGAACUGCUUUGCAAAAGUCCGCUACACGGGAAACACGACCAACAUGCACAGCCACCUCUCGCGGCAUCACCCGGAGCUCUGUGAGAAAGCCGUGGUUGGUGCUGGCUCAAAGCCGACACACCCCGGCGUAAACACCCUUUUCCAGGCAAAGCUGCCACCUUGUUCUGCUAGGGCAAAGUCAAUCACAAAUGGGAUCGCUGUUUACAUGUGUAAAGGGCUCCGUCCGUACAGCGAGGUGGAGAACGAAGGGUUCUGCUUUUUAAUGAAUAUCUUAGAGCCACGCUUUGAUAUUCCCUCUCGGAAAUAUUUUGCUGAAAAAAUGAUUCCGGCACUUUAUGACCAGACCAGGGCUAAAGUUGAGUCGGCACUCGAGUCGGCAGAAAGAGUAGGGCUCACGUGUGACGGAUGGACAUCGAGAGCCACAGAGUCCUACAUAACGGUCACUGUACAUUUUAUAAACGAAGACUGGGAAAUUAAGUCAUAUGUCCUGCAAACCCGAGCAAUGCACGAAACGCACACUGGGACACACAUUGCCGAUGUACUGAAAGCCGCAGUGGGGGAGUGGAAUCUUGACGCUAAGAAGCCAGUGGUUGUCACCGACAACGCAUCAAACAUGCGUGUAGCAAUGGACUUGACAGGAUACCAACAUGUUAGAUGUUUUGCUCAUGUUUUAAAUCUUGCAUCCCAACGUGCGCUGAAAAUAGCUGCUGUUACCAAGGUACUUGUCAAAGUUAGGAGGAUCUCAACAUUCUUUCAUCGAAGCACAACUGGAGCAGAAGCACUGAAAAGAAACCAGGAGCUCCUUGGCCUCCCCCUUCACAAGCUCAUCACGGACAUGCCUGUUCGUUGGAAUAGUGCCUAUGAGAUGAUCUCCAGGUUUCUUGAGCAACAGCCAGCUGUCUGUGCUGCCCUCUUAUCACCAGAGGUGAGAAAGAAUGUGACUGACUGUGCUCUGACAGAGAAUGACAUCUCAAGUGCUGAAGAGAUGGUGGAAGCAUUUAGACCAAUGCUUGUGGCAACAAAUAUCAUGUGUGAGGAAAAGAAUCCCACCAUUUCAGUGGUUGCUCCUCUUCAUGCCCAACUGCUGCGAGACACAACCAGCACUGAAGAAGAUUCCCCUCUGGUUCGAGAGAUUAAGGGAGCCAUCAAUCAAGACCUUUCAAAGAGAUAUCAAUCAGAGGUGGAAAAAGAUCUCCUACGCAUGUCCUCAGCCCUGGACCCUAGAUUUAAAUCCCUUUUAUUUCUGUCACCUGAAGAAGUGCAAGACACUUAUGCAAAACUACAGUCAAAAGCUGCAGCUUUAAAAGAGGAUGAUCCAGUGCCUUGUGGUGAUGUUCAGGGGGAUUUAGAGGAAGAGGAGACCUGCACAGCAAAAAAAAGAAAGUCUGCACUUGUUGAUCUUCUUGGUCAGACCUUCAAGAAGACCUCUUAUGUCUCUACAUCAGCAACCUCAAUUGCAGAGAAGGAGAUAAAACAAUAUCAAGAUGCUCCUUCUCUGCCUCUCACUGAAGAUCCACUGUUGUGGUGGAAAUCUCAGCAACAUGUGUUCCCUCUCCUUUCCAAGCUGGCCCAUAUGCAUUUGUGUAUUCCUGGGACCAGUGUAGCAGCUGAGAGGGUCUUUUCAACUGCAGGAGAUAUUAUCAGUGCCCAAAGAAGUUCACUCACUCCUGAACAUGCUGACCAACUCCUCUUUCUCAAGAAAAAUAUGAACAUAUAAAAUGCAUCACAUGAAGCUGUUUUCUAUUUUGUUCUGAAAAAUGUUUAUUUUUGAAUGCACUUUAAGUUAGGUACAUUUUAGAUGUACUUUAUCCCUGAUAUAUUUUAUUUUUUAUUUGAAAGCAGUAGCCCAAAGGUUUAUGUUUCUUGCACUUAAUAGUGUCACUGUUCAUGUUUAUGAAGGACAAUCAUAUAGUAUUGUUUACACUGAAUCUGUCCUCAGCCUUACAGCUGUUUUGCACCCAAAUGGUGUCACCGUUUGUCGAAAACAUAGUAUUACUACUGAUUGCAGCAAUGUUACACUAAAAUAGUGUCUGUGACUGUUUUGUUGCAACUAAGUCACAACUUGUUUUUGUUUCAUCCAAAAAUAAAUAAAUGGAGACUCAUUUUACUAAUUAAAAAAAAAACUUCUUAUUUCUUAAAACAUGAUAUAUUGUGAGUUAUUACUGAUAAUAUAUUGAUUAUCGCCAUAUCGUGAUAUUAUCAUAUCGUGAGCAAUGUGUCGCGUAUCGUAUCGUAUCGUGAAGUACCCAGUGAUUCCCAGCC
Messenger RNA from Carassius gibelio (silver crucian carp), 2625 nucleotides. RefSeq names its product E3 SUMO-protein ligase ZBED1-like. The record is from RefSeq and is a predicted model, not a curated record. The transcript has 2 exons. Bases 218 to 2080 code for a protein of 620 amino acids. Lineage: Eukaryota; Metazoa; Chordata; Actinopteri; Cypriniformes; Cyprinidae. Gene Ontology annotation, molecular function: DNA binding; protein dimerization activity.